Messenger RNA from Cottoperca gobio, 5919 nucleotides. RefSeq names its product sodium channel, voltage-gated, type I-like, alpha (gene scn1laa). Lineage: Eukaryota; Metazoa; Chordata; Actinopteri; Perciformes; Bovichtidae. Gene Ontology annotation, molecular function: voltage-gated sodium channel activity. Gene Ontology annotation, biological process: neuronal action potential; membrane depolarization during action potential; sodium ion transmembrane transport. Bases 1 to 5919 code for a protein of 1972 amino acids. The record is from RefSeq and is a predicted model, not a curated record. The transcript is spliced from 27 exons. Gene Ontology annotation, cellular component: voltage-gated sodium channel complex; plasma membrane.
AUGGCACAGCUGCUUGUACCACCAGGUCCAGACAGUUUCCGCCCCUUUACUCGUGAGUCCCUCACAGCCAUCGAGAGACGUAUCUCUGAGGAGAACGCCAAGAAGCCCAAGGGAGAGAAGAAAAAACGCAAUGAUGAGAAUGAGCUCAAGCCCAGCCGUGACCUGGAGGCGGGCAAAUCACUCCCUCUUCUGUAUGGGGACGCUCCUAAAGGCAUGGUGUCGACACCGCUGGAGGACCUGGAUCCCUGCUACUGUAAUCAGAGAACUUUCAUAGUAGUAAACAAAGGAAAUGUCAUCUUCCGCUUCAAUGCCGCUCCUGCCUUGUACCUCCUGAGCCCCUUCAACCUUCUUAGAAGAAUAUCAAUUAGGAUUUUGGUACAUUCAUUGAUCAUGUGCACUAUCCUCACCAACUGUGCAUUUAUGACACUGAGUGGACCGCCUGACUGGACGAAGAAUGUAGAACACAUAUUUACUGCAAUCUAUACGCUUGAAUGCGUCAUUAAAAUUUUAGCUCGAGGGUUUUGCAUAGGAAAGUUCACGUUUCUAAGAGAUCCCUGGAACUGGCUGGAUUUCAGUGUCAUUGUCUUGGCGUAUAUAACAGCGUCUAUAAAUCUAGGAGGCAAUUUUUCAGCUCUUCGCACAUUCAGAGUGCUGAGAGCUUUUAAAGCUAUUUCAGUUAUCCCAGGCCUGAAGACCAUUGUUGGUGCGCUGUUCCAGUCAGUGAAGAAGCUUGCCAAUGUUAUGAUUCUCACCGUCUUCUGCUUGAGCGUCUUCGCCCUCAUAGGAUUACAACUGUUUAAGGGCCAUUUAAAACAAAAGUGUUUACGGACAAUAGAACAAGUAAAUUUCACUUCGAAUGGUACAUCAUAUAAUGGGACCUACAUAAAUGUAACAGGGACAAAUGUCACAUUUGACUGGGAUAAGUACGUGAACGAUAAGGACAAUUAUUAUUUCCUUCCAGACAAACGAGAUCCAUUGCUUUGUGGAAACGGCAGUGAAGCUGGACAGUGUCCAGAGGGCUUCCGUUGCCUCAGAGGGGGAAAGAACCCAGACUAUAAUUACACCAGUUUUGACUCAUUUGGUUGGGCCUUCCUCUCUCUGUUUAGACUGAUGACACAGGAUUACUGGGAAAACCUUUACCAGCAGACUUUGCGGGCAGCUGGGAAGCCCUACAUGCUCUUUUUUGUGCUGGUGAUAUUCCUCGGUUCCUUCUACCUGAUAAACCUGAUCUUGGCUGUAGUAGCUAUGGCCUAUGAGGAGCAGAGCCAGGCCAACAUGAAAGAAGCGAAGGAGAAGAAGGAAGAGUUUGAGGCCAUGAUUGAGCUGCUCAAACGGCAGCAAGAAGACGCUCAGGUACAAGGCAAUCGAAUAUCCCAAAAUCAGGGGGUCAAGGCAGCAGUAACAGUAGCUGGUGUAGAGAGCGGGGAGGCCGAUAAUAAAGCCAGAGGCCCCGAGAGCUCCUCUGACAAGUCCAAGCUCAGCUCCAAAAGUGCCAAAGAGAGACGCAACAGACGGAAAAAAAGGGAGGAGACCAAAGGGGAUGACGAGAAGUCCUUUCUGAGUUUUCGUGGACCCCUGUUCUCAUCCAGACGGAACAGCAGGAACAGCAUUUUCAGUUUUCGAAGCCAAGUGCAGGACGUGAGCUCAGAAAAUGAGUUUGCGGACGAUGAGAACAGCAUUUUUGAGGACACCCUGAGUCGGAGGGGCUCGUUGUGUUUUCCCCGAGGUACUGAUCGACGCAGCAGCAGUAUGAGCCAGUGCAGCUUCUUGUCGCAUCUCCUCCUUCCACCUAAUGGGAUCAAGCACAGCUCUGUAGACUGCAAUGGGGUUGUGUCUCUGGUGGGUGGGAAUGCACACCCACCGUCACCUGUGGGGCUCCUUCUGCCUAAAGUGACGGUGGAUAUGGCCUCCACCGGAGACAAUGCUGACACCACUGACACAGAGUACAGACAGGCCGUUGGAGGAACAAACCAGGAGUUUAUGGACUACCUCGAGGGCCCAGAGGCCAGACAGAGAGCUCUUAGUACAGCUAGUGUCAUAACCAGCACAAUGGAGGAGCUUGAAGAGUCGAGGCAGAAGUGUACUCCUUGCUGGAACGAUUUUGCCCACACCUUCCUCAUCUGGGAAUGUUGUCCAGCAUGGCUGAAGAUCAAGAUGGUGGUUAAACUAAUUGUGAUGGAUCCAUUCGUGGACCUAGCCAUCACUAUCUGCAUUGUACUCAACACAUUGUUUAUGGCCAUGGAGCAUUAUCCAAUGUCCCCAACUUUCAAUAAUUCGCUGUGGGUGGGAAAUGUGGUUUUUACUGCCAUCUUCACGGGUGAAAUGGUUCUCAAGAUCAUUGCUUUGGACCCAUACUAUUACUUCCAGGAGAGAUGGAAUAUUUUUGAUGGAGUCAUUGUCAGUAUAAGCUUAAUGGAGUUUUGCUUUUCAUCUGUGGGUGCCAUGUCUGUUCUGAGAUCAUUCAGAUUGAUGAGAGUAUUCAAGUUGGCGAAAUCAUGGCCCACUCUUAACACACUGAUCAAAAUAAUUGGCAAUUCAGUGGGGGCUUUGGGCAACCUGACGCUCGUGCUGGCCAUUAUCGUCUUCAUCUUUGCUGUAGUGGGCAUGCAACUGUUUGGAAAACACUACAAGGACUGUGUGUGUAAAAUCUCUGAAGAAUGCACUCUGCCCCGUUGGCACAUGAACGACUUCCUCCAUUCAUUCCUCAUUGUGUUCCGAGUGCUUUGUGGAGAGUGGAUAGAAACCAUGUGGGACUGUAUGGAGGUGGCUGGGCCGCCCAUGUGCAUCACUGUCUACAUGAUGGUCAUGGUUGUUGGAAACCUUGUGGUGCUGAACCUGUUCCUGGCCCUGCUGCUAAGUUCAUUCAGUGCUGAAAACCUGGCGGGGAUGGAGGACGACGACAUGAACAAUUUGCAGGUUGCCAUUGAACGGAUUCACAAAGGCAUUGCCUUCGUCAAGUCCCUGCUUCAAAGCAGCUGCAACAGUGUCUGUCUCAGGAGAAAGAAAAAAGGAAAGGGGGAAGACAAAUGCCUGGAUGAGCUCCACAAACCUUUAGGGCCGAAUGGCGUCCCCAACCAUACCAUCAAAGACUUUUCUAAGAAUGGAAAUGGGGAUGUGACCGGAGUGGACAAAAAUGGAGACAAGUACAUAGUCAAUAGUAAGAGUGAUGAUUCCAUAAUGUCUUUCAUCAACAAUCCUAGUCUGACUAUCACUGUUCCUAUUGCUGUGGGUGAGUCUGACUUUGAAAACCUCAACACGGAAGACUUCAGCAGUCUCUCGUCUGAUGUUGUGGGAUGCACUGUGAUUGUAGAUGACGAUGGCCAGUCCAGCUCCUCAGAGGGAAGCACAAUAGACGGUGUGCCAGGCGGAGAAGGAGAUUCUGUAGUUUUUGAAUCGGAAGAAUAUAUAGAACCUGAUGCCUGCUUUUCUGAAGGCUGUGUGCAAAGGUUCCAGUGUUGUCAAGUAAAUGCUGAAGUGGGCUGGUGGAAGGUGUGGUGGACACUUAGAAAGACCUGUUUCCGGAUCGUAGAGCACAAUUGGUUUGAGAGCUUCAUCAUCUUCAUGAUCCUGCUUAGCAGUGGAGCACUGGCAUUUGAGGACAUCUACAUUGAGAAGAGGAAGACCAUUAAAAUAAUGUUGGAGUUCGCAGACAAAAUGUUUACCUACAUCUUCAUUCUGGAGAUGUUACUGAAGUGGGUGGCGUAUGGAUAUGCCAAGUAUUUUACAAAUGCCUGGUGCUGGCUGGACUUCCUCAUUGUUGAUGUCUCAGUGAUUAGUAUGAUAGCCAAUGCUAUAGGAUAUUCUGAAAUUGGUGCUAUCAAGUCACUGAGAACCCUGCGAGCUCUGAGGCCACUGAGAGCCCUGUCUCGAUUCGAAGGCAUGAGGGUGGUUGUCAAUGCCCUGCUUGGAGCCAUUCCUUCCAUCUUCAAUGUCCUGCUGGUCUGUCUCAUCUUCUGGCUCAUCUUCAGCAUCAUGGGAGUGAAUUUAUUUGCGGGGAAGUACGGCCAUUGUGUCAACAGAUUCACAAAUAAAGAUUUCCCUCCAUCAGAAGUGAUAAACAAGACACAGUGUGACAGCAUGGACAAAAAAAAUGCUCGCUGGAAGAACUUCAAAGUCAACUUUGACAAUGUAGGCUUGGGUUACCUUGCACUGCUGCAAGUGGCUACAUUCAAGGGAUGGACGGACAUCAUGUAUGCUGCUGUGGACUCUGCAAGCAAGCAAGAAGGACAACCAGAAUAUGAGCGCAACCUGAAGAUGUACUCAUAUUUUGUUGUUUUCAUCAUAUUUGGAGCCUUCUUCACACUCAAUCUCUUCAUUGGUGUCAUCAUAGACAAUUUCAAUCAGCAAAAGAAAAAGUUCGGAGGUCAAGACAUCUUCAUGACUGAAGAACAGAAGAAAUAUUACAAUGCCAUGAAAAAGCUGGGGUCAAAGAAACCACAAAAACCUAUUCCUAGACCAUCAAACAAAAUUCAAGGAUAUAUUUUUGACUUCAUCUCAAAACAAGCAUUCGAUAUUGUAAUCAUGGUUCUAAUAUGGCUUAAUAUGGUGACCAUGAUGGUGGAAACUGAAGACCAGACACCUGAAAAGACCGAAAUUCUCUACUGGAUUAAUUGCGUAUUCAUUAUCAUCUUUACUGGAGAGUGUUUGCUGAAGAUGAUUGCGCUUCGCCAUUACUUUUUCACAAAUGGUUGGAAUGUAUUUGAUUUCAUCGUCGUCAUCCUGUCAAUCAUUGGCAUCAGUCUCUCAAAACUGAUAGAGAAAUAUUUUGUUUCACCAACCUUGUUCAGAGUCAUUCGAUUGGCCCGGAUUGGCCGUGUCCUUCGCCUUAUUAAAAGUGCAAAAGGAAUCCGCACACUCCUAUUUGCCUUGAUGAUGUCACUUCCUGCCUUGUUCAACAUCGGUCUCUUGCUCUUCUUGGUGAUGUUUAUCUAUGCCAUCUUUGCCAUGUCAAACUUCGCUUACGUCAAGAGGGAAUCAGGCAUUGAUGACCUUUUCAAUUUUGAGACAUUUGGCAACAGCAUGAUCUGUUUGUUCCAGAUCACCACCUCUGGAGGGUGGGAUCGCCUUCUUGCUCCCAUUCUCAACAAACAUGAAGAUGAUUGUAACAAUAAGACUGAGCAUCCUGGCAGUCCUUUUAAGGGAGACUGUGGAAAUCCCCCUGUGGGGAUUGCCUUCUUUGUGAGUUACAUCAUCAUCUGUUUCCUGAUUGUGAUAAAUAUGUACAUUGCUGUUAUCCUAGAAAACUUCAGUGUGGCCACUGAGGAGAGUGCGGAUCCACUAAGUGAGGAUGAUUUUGAAACGUUUUAUGAGGUCUGGGAAAGGUUUGAUUCUCAUGCAACACAGUUCAUGGAGUAUAAUAAGCUGUCAGAAUUUGCAGAUGCUUUGGACCCCCCGUUACGCAUAGCCAUGCCUAACAAGAUGGAACUGAUCUCUAUGGAUCUACCCAUGGUGAAUGGUGAACGCAUUCACUGCCUGGACAUCCUGUUUGCAUUCACAAAACGUGUUCUGGGCGAGGGUGGGGAGAUGGACAUCCUAAGGGGGCAGAUGGAGGACCGCUUCACGGCUUCCAAUCCUUCCAAAAUGUCCUACGAACCUAUCACUACCACUCUCCGCCGCAAACAGGAGGACACAUCAGCCGUUGUCAUCCAGAGGGCAUUCAGAGAGUAUGCGAGGAAACAUGCUGCCAUGAAGCCAUCGGACACAUCAAGUGUUAACAUUCAAAAGGAUGAAACAAACAUUGACAAAGACGAUCUUGUCACAGACAAACUCCAAGACAUUUCUAGCGCCGAUAAGAUUGAACUGACACCUUCAACGGCCCCUCAACCCUCAUGUAACAGUGUGACCACAAAUGGAAAAAACAAAUAUGAAAAAGACAAAAGCGAAAAGGAGGUUGAGGGCAAAGAUGUCAGAGAGCAAUAG